Molecule: messenger RNA, 1475 nt
Organism: Neohortaea acidophila
Lineage: Eukaryota; Fungi; Ascomycota; Dothideomycetes; Mycosphaerellales; Teratosphaeriaceae
Exons: 3
Coding region: 169-1308 (379 amino acids)
Biological process (GO): post-translational protein targeting to endoplasmic reticulum membrane
Cellular component (GO): TRC complex; membrane
Molecular function (GO): protein binding; molecular adaptor activity
Source: RefSeq, a predicted model, not a curated record
AAUCACUUGAAUCAACCCUCCGUCUUCCAUUCCGACCGCUUCUGCCACUUGGAUCCCGCAUCCGUCGAAGUAAUACAUUUAUUGUUAUCGAUUGGAAGUGCCCUCCUUGGCCAAGUGCUGCAUCUCUUCGCCAGCCCAAUCAUCCGCUCAGCGCCUGUCCCUGGCAAGAUGGCUACCGACUCGCGCAAGCGCCUCGCCCUCGCCAUCAUCGACUUCCUCUCCACCAGCCUCAAAGACGGCUCGGUUCCCCCCGAAGAUGCAGACUCCAUCGAGAUCGCGAGCAACUGCAUCGCCGAAUGCUUCCACGUCGACCCCUCCGACUCCGCCGCCGUGGCCGACGCACUAGGCGGUCAGAACCUCCUGAGCAUCUACGGCGUUUAUGAGAAGCUCAAGGGAAAGAAAAGCAGUGGCGCGAGCGCUGCGGCCGCCAGCAGCAGCAGUAGCAGUGGGGCAGCACAACCUAGUGUUCCCAAGGAGGGCGAGAAGGGCGGGCCGACAGAGGAGAGUGAAAGGCUAAAGGGACAGGGCAAUGCCGCGAUGCAAAAGAAGGACUACCAAGCUGCCGUCGACCUCUACACCAAAGCCCUCGAGAUCUCCCCCCUCAACCCCAUCUACCUCUCCAACCGUGCCGCCGCCUACAGCGCCCUCCAACACCACGAGUUCGCAAAGAACGAUGCAGAGCUCGCCACGGCCACCGACCCCGCCUAUUCCAAAGCCUGGUCGCGACUCGGCCUCGCGAGAUUUGCCCUGGGCGAUGCAAAGGGCAGCAUGGAGGCCUACAAGGCUGGCAUCGAUGCCGAAGGCAACGGCGGGAGCGAGAGCAUGAAGAAGGGCUACGAAACGGCGAAGCGCAAGGUGGAAGAAGACACGAACGCCGAUUCCGAUGUGGGCCCGGACAUUGACGGCACUGCAACCGCACGUUCCCAGCCCGGCGCUGCUGGAGGCAUGCCGGAUCUCGGCGGCCUGGCGUCGCUGCUGGGCGGCGCUGGAGGCGGCGGCGGCGGCAUGCCGGACCUGAGCUCCAUCAUGCAGAAUCCCAUGAUGCGCCAGAUGGCGCAGAAUCUCAUGAGCAAUCCCGACAUGAUGAACAACCUCAUGAACAAUCCGCAACUACGCAAUCUCGCUGGUAGAUUCGGCGGUGGCGGAGGCGCUGGUGCAGGAGAAGAAGGCGGCGGCGGCGCUGGUGGUGGCAUGCCGAACCUCAGCGAAUUGAUGAACGACCCGGCCAUCGCCGACAUGGCGCGGAAUUUCAUGGGCGGCAUGGGUGGUGCAGGCAGGGGCAGCGGUGGCGCGAGUGGGCAGCGAUAGGCACGGGCAGCUGCGCAAUAGUAGCACUAAGCGCGAACAUACCUUCACGCAACGUCUCGAUCUUGCGUGCCAUCAAGAGCAUCAAGUGUAUGCAAACGAAAAGCUUGAUAGCGGGGACGGCUGGAAGAUGGGGGCACAAGGAGCCUCCAGGCACGAAGGGCGCAGAA